AUAGCUAAAUAAACUCACUCUUGUCAUAUAUUGGACCGACCUUCUCUUAACCAAUCACACAAUUCACAAUACCAAUUAAAAAUAAGGAGAGAGAAAAUCCCCUCAAAAAAAUGUGUGUUGAGAAGCAAACAAUAUCAUCAUCAUUACCUGAUGAAACAAAAAUGGAGGUUGAAACUGUCCAUAUUCUCCCACCAUCUCCGUCUUCUUCUUCUUCUUCUUCAAGAUUUAAGAGUGUCUGUGUUUUCUGUGGUAGUAGUACUGGUAAAAGAGAUUCUUAUAGACAAGCUGCUAUUCAGCUUGGUCAAGAACUGGUUUCAAAAAGAUUAAAUCUUGUUUAUGGAGGUGGAAGUAUUGGGCUUAUGGGUUUAGUUUCUCAAACUGUUCAUCAUGGUGGUGGCCAUGUUAUUGGAAUUAUACCCAAGACUCUAAUGGGCAAAGAGCUUACUGGAGAAACUGUUGGGGAAUUGUUGCCGGUGUCUAAUAUGCAUCAAAGGAAAGCUGAAAUGGCCCGCCAUUCUGAUUGUUUUAUUGCUCUACCAGGUGGGUAUGGAACAUUAGAAGAAUUACUGGAAGUUAUCACUUGGGCUCAACUUGGAAUUCAUGACAAGCCUGUGGGUUUGCUUAAUGUUGAUGGGUAUUACAACUCUUUGCUAAAAUUCAUUGACAAAGCUGUUGAUGAUGGUUUCAUCCAUCCUUCCCAGAGGCACAUUUUUGUCUCUGCCCCUACUGCUAAAGAACUUGUUCAGAAACUUGAGGAAUAUGAACCGGUGCAUGGAGUCUUAGGCAAGUCGAAUUGGGAGGUAGAGCAACCACAACCGCAACCGCAACAGCCACCGCAACAGCCACCGCAAGUUGGAUUCAACACUCCUCCAUUACAAGCUGAAGUGGCUAUAUAAUCGAUCAAAGUAACAAAACUUCCAAGUUUUUUUGGGUAAUUUUUUGAUGCUGAUUGGAAGAUAAGAUAGCUACAAUAGGGGAGUAAAGAAGAUUAAACUUCCUUUUGGGUCCCUUUUAUGAUAACUAUAUUAUAGCAAAUGGGAAGAAAUUUGAAGGGUAAUUUCGUAAAUUAAAGACUUACAACUUGUUAAAGUCUUUUGAGCCAAUGCAUCAAGUGCAAAAAACCAUAAAGGUUUGGUUGCUACAAAACUUUUGGCUCAUUUUUGGAACCCCCCACCUCUAAUGUUUUGCUACUUCAACAAAAAUGAAAUAGUUAUGUUAGUGUUGUUGUAGGUGGUCAAUAUUGUAUGUAAAUGAUCUAACUCUUUUAUCCUUGAAUUGUAUGUACGUAUAUAACAAUUAUAUUAAUUAUAGUAUGAAAAUGUAUGUUUUUGA
This is a messenger RNA of Amaranthus tricolor (Joseph's coat), 1332 nucleotides long. RefSeq names its product cytokinin riboside 5'-monophosphate phosphoribohydrolase LOG5-like. Gene Ontology annotation, cellular component: cytosol; nucleus. The record is from RefSeq and is a predicted model, not a curated record. Bases 111 to 896 code for a protein of 261 amino acids. Gene Ontology annotation, molecular function: hydrolase activity, hydrolyzing N-glycosyl compounds. The transcript is spliced from 7 exons. Gene Ontology annotation, biological process: cytokinin biosynthetic process. NCBI's taxonomy places the organism in Eukaryota, Viridiplantae, Streptophyta, Magnoliopsida, Caryophyllales, Amaranthaceae.